Molecule: messenger RNA, 240 nt
Organism: Cylindrotheca closterium
Lineage: Eukaryota; Bacillariophyta; Bacillariophyceae; Bacillariales; Bacillariaceae
Source: the annotation of a GenBank genome assembly
AUGUCCCUUCUUGAGCCGCAGUGUGCCUGGAUCAGUGGGCCGCAUAAGGGAGGGAAACACGAUCUUACGAUCUUUCGAGAAGGAGGUCUGAAGCAAAAGUUGAAGCGGUGGAAACAGGCAAUUGUGGAUAGGGUAGCUGGGCCUGGUUCUUGUUGGUGGGGAACCGAAGCCACAAGGAGAGGAGAAACUAUGAGAUCCAUAGCUUGUGGUUCCAAAGAUUGGACUUGCAAUUUGAUGUAG